ACACAUUUUAUUUUCUCUCUCCACAACCUGUCCACACUUCUGAACAUUACAUCCACUUCGUUGCUAUUCACAAUGACCACUGUCAAAAGUAGAUUCGACGCUACCUCUACAGGCGCUCAGCAACAAACAGAUGAUCCUUGGCUAUCGACUUAUUCACGAGCACUCUGCUCCAUUUAUCCUAAAGACGAGGAGGACUGUUGGGAUUACCUUCUUUCUUCACAACCCACAAGUGUCUUUUCAAAGUCACUUGAUGAGUCCACUCAGCCUUCUAGUAUCCCGAAUAAAGCUGACAGGCCACUGUUAGGCAGUUCAGAGAAGAUGAGUAGUUCUCCCUCCAAUAUGUUAUCGCUUUCAUCCUCCUCGAUUUCACCACACCCAAUGGACUCUGGCAGUACAAAUUUAAGUAGUAGUAAGGGUAUUGAUUCACUACUCGCACCUUUGAGUCCUGGAAGCAUUCCCCAUACGUUAUGCAAAAUUGGAUUUGACUGUAUUGACUACUUCACAUCCACACAAGACGAUCUGGAGUCCGAAGUCCCUAAGCCAACAUCCUCACCCAAUAAUCCCCACAUGACCGGUCCAGCAUAUACAAGUCGUAUGCUAGAAUGUCUCAAUGAAGCUGAUUGGAGGACUGAUAUUGCUGCUGCAGUCUGCGGCAAGCGGACUGCGGCUCUUGAACGAAAACGAGCUCUAUCACGGACCACAAGUCAAGAAGAUGUCAUGGCUACAUCUGAAACUUUUGCGAGUGACGAUCCCUGGUUACAAACACUUGAUCGACUGGCACGGUGGGAGGAGGUAGCCUAUCGCUGAUUCUUUUAAUAAAUUUCUC
This is a messenger RNA of Lobosporangium transversale, 826 nucleotides long. RefSeq lists its product as hypothetical. The record is from RefSeq and is a predicted model, not a curated record. The transcript has a single exon. Bases 73 to 807 code for a protein of 244 amino acids. NCBI's taxonomy places the organism in Eukaryota, Fungi, Mortierellomycota, Mortierellomycetes, Mortierellales, Mortierellaceae.